Cajanus cajan (pigeon pea) is the source of this 3944-nucleotide messenger RNA. RefSeq lists its product as uncharacterized. The record is from RefSeq and is a predicted model, not a curated record. NCBI's taxonomy places the organism in Eukaryota, Viridiplantae, Streptophyta, Magnoliopsida, Fabales, Fabaceae.
UUAUAUAAAUGGUAAAGGAAGAGGAAGAGAGAGAAAGAGGUAGAGAGGAGUGAUGAAAAAGCAGAGAAUAAAAAGAGACCGGAUGUUGACAAAUUUCAUGUCACUGUUCUUAGAAGGUCGUUUGUUUGUGUGAAGAUUUCUUAUCUGGGAUCUCUCUCUCUCUUUAAAAAUGUUUCUCUCUCUAAAAAAAAAGGUCCAUUCUUUCAUCUCCUUGUGUGUGUGUUUUUGAGAGAGAGAGAGGAGUGGCUGGCCCAGCAGAUCGAAAUCUCUUCCUUUUUCUUCAACCUGAUGACGAUCUAUGCUCCUUCAAUGGUGUUGCAACAACACCCUCUUUGCUAUUUUGUCUUAUAAUUAUUAUUGGUUUCAGUUCUAGUUACCCUUUUGGGCUUCAAAUAGUGGGGGUCUAAAAAGACUCUAAAUUUUUUCUCUCUCUGAUUGACUUGGUGCCUUGAAUGGUGGAAUCUCUGUGGGAUUCUUGAGAGGAGGUGUUUAGAGGAUGUGGGUCUGAGGAAUGGGAACCAAAGUCCAGAAUCUUCCAGGAUAUUACUCAAUGAGAGAUCUUAAUGAGGAAUCCAGCAGUUGUGGCUGGCCCCUAUUUUAUGGGGAUAAAUCACUCACAAAUGGGCAGUACUAUAAUAAUUAUCUACCAAGUUCUACAACUGAUGCAUGUUCUGCAUAUGAUAAGGAUAUUGUGAAGCGGAUGAUGCUUCAGCAUGAGGCCAUAUUUAAGGAUCAGGUCUGUGAACUUCACCGUCUGUACAGAAUACAAAGGGAUUUGAUGAACGAGUUUAAAAGGAAAGAUUUACACAGGAACCAGAUACAGGUUGAGGCAUCAUUUUCCACAGAUCCCUUGACAUCUCAAGUAACAGCUGAAGACAGACAAAAAUGGCAUAUUUCUGGCUUUCCUGUGGGAAAUUCUACUUGUGCUAAAACAUCUGUGUCCGGAGUUGAGGGCAUUCAUUCUCCAUUGGGUUCUAUGAAAGGGGUCAGCAAACAAACUAGUCCAUUUCCAUCCCCAAAUGGGUGUAGUAGUUCAAAAGAUGUUGAGGUGCUCGAGUCCCGGCCCUCAAAGGUGAGGAGGAAAAUGUUUGACCUUCAGCUCCCUGCUGAUGAGUACAUUGAUCCUGAGGAAAGUGAAAAGCUCAGUGAUGAAAAGAUAAGUGAUCGAUCAUUCUUUCUUCCUGAUGGAAACUGUAAAACUGGAAAGGAGGGUGAUGUGAAACUUUUUUGCGGCAAUGGUGGGAAGGCUGGCAGCCAGGAGGACACUUCAAGAUCUGAGCAAUCUUUUAGGAGAAUAAAUGGUUUGGCUGACUUAAAUGAACCUGUUCAGGUGGAAGAAACAUACAAUUCUCCUUAUGUUCAACUUUCUAGCCAUAAUCACUGUCAAGGGGCAACGGAAUGCUCUGAUCUCUCUGCCACUGCCAAACCAAAUUCACAGAUUUUUGGUUUGUCUAGGGAACAAUUGCUCAACUCACAUCAUGUAACAGACAGUUGGACUCGAAAUAAUGGAUAUUUGGAGAACAAUGGGAGUGGAAAAGGGUGGUAUCCAUCAGUGGUCGAGGCAGGGCAAGCUAAAAGCAACAGUGUUUCACAAGUCCUCAAACUGGAGAAAUCACCUUUAUCUUCCCAAACAAUACAAGAUGCACUUAGCAAAGUUCGUGAACCUGCAUCCGAUUAUCUAAAUGGUCGAAACAAGGCCGACACAUGGAGGGAAAAGACAGUUAGUGAUUUACAUAUCAGUGAAAGGAAUCAUGAUUACUCCAUCAAUAAGCAUCCCGAGUCUGUGUUACCCUUACAUAGACCUGGUCUUUUUGCUGCUGCUCCUUCCUCUGAUUUAUCCAAGUCUUGGUCUCAUUCGGCUUCUUCUUGGGAAAUGGCAACUAGCAGCCUAAGCCAGAAGUUGAUGUCAAUUCAGACAUCUCCAUGUCUAAAUGCAUCUGGUGCUUUGAGUAGGAGUUCUCACUCACAUCAAAGUAAUGGGAUAUUGGAAGAUAGUUGGCCUCUAAAUAUCAAUUCCAAGCCUAACCCAGGUUAUCGAUGUGAUGUCACUAUACAGAACGGGUUUUACCCUGGGUCUUCAUCUGGGUCCAAGGAACCAUCAAUGAACAUCUCUUCUAUUAGCUAUGACCAUCUCAAUCAUAAUAAUGAUUGUAAGAUAAUUCCUGACCAUUUCAUCAACAAUGGUUCAUCAAAAUCCUGCAAGGGUUCAAAUUCAAAUUGCAAUGACAUGAAGUCUGGAAAAGAUAUUGACUUGAAUGCGCUGCUUCCAAAUGGUUCAGGUUUUGGGACAAUGAAUGGAGAACAAAAGAACGAGGAGUGUCACGCAGUGUUGCCUUGGCUUAGAGGGAAGACAACUUGUAAGAAUGAAGCACCAAAUACUGCUGGAGGGGAGUCAAGUUUAUUCAAUGCUGCCUCAUUGUCCAACAAAGAUGAAGCCGGAAAGGGACCAAGUGGAAAAUUAAUGCACAAUGAGAGCUCUAGUAAUAAGAAAAUUCUUGGUGUUCCCAUAUUUGAUAUGCCUCAUAUUUCUCCUAAAAAGGAGUUGUCUUCAAUCACUUCUUCAGUGUCAAAUCCUAAUCCAUCUGACGUAGAAGCAGUGGGAAAUAAGAAAAUUCGGAUACUUGAUAUUAACUUGCCUUGUGAUGCUGCUGCUGUUGAGUUGGACAAAGAUGCAUUCACUGAAACUGCUGUUAGUAAGACGAGAUCUCCUACGACAGAAGCAGACUCUAGAAAUCAAAUUGAUCUAAACUUGAGCAUGAGUGAGGAUGAAGGAUCCUUCACAACUAUUCCAAGUGACAAUGCAAAAAAGAAGACAGAAAUUGAUUUGGAAGCUCCUGCUGUUCCCGAGAUAGAGGAGGAAGCUGUUCCAGAAGAAAGGCAGCUUGAAACUUCUCUAGCAUCACCACAAGUCCCACAGGACACAGUUGAACAUCCAAAGGAUGAUGAACUUAUGACAAAUGCAGCACAGGCCAUUGUUGUCCUGUCAUCUCUUCCUUGUGAUCUAGUAGAUGGUGUGAUCGGCAAUAGUCCAUCAGAAAAUCCAAAGAUGGACAUGCUAAGUUGGUUGGCCGACGUAGUUUCCUCUUGCAAAGAUAAUCUAGAGGGCAAGUGUGAUGUUUCAAGGGAAAAAGAUGACGUGAGUAACGAGGAGCGUUCCUCCGAAGGAAUGGAUUACUUUGAGGCAAUGAUAUUACAAAUGCCGGAGACCAAGGAAGAAGACUACAUGCCGAAGCCUCUUGUUCCGGAAAACUUCAAAGCAGAAGAAACAACUACAUUGUUACCAACUCGAACAAGAAAAGGGCCAGCAAGGAGAGGGAGGCAGAGAAGGGACUUCCAAAGGGACAUCCUUCCAGGCCUUGCAUCUUUAUCAAGGCAUGAAGUAACAGAAGAUCUUCAGACAUUUGGAGGGCUUAUGAGAGCAACAGGUUAUUCAUGGCAAUCAGGAUUAACUAGGAGAAGCUCGUCUAGGAAUGGCGGUGGCAGGGGAAGGCGACGGGUGCAGGUUACUCCCUCUCCCCCGACACCAGUGGCAACCAAUGAACCUAGCGCCCCGCUGAUGCAGCAGCUUAAUAACAUUGAAGUUGGAUUGGAGGAUAGAAGCUUGACUGGUUGGGGCAAGACAACCAGAAGGCCCCGUCGACAGAGGUGCCCCGCCGGCAACCCUCCAUUGAUCCAGUUAACCUAAUUGCCAUAAGAGGCUUAAAAUUUUUAGAUGAUAAUUUAUAGAGGUAAGCAGACCAGUUUCCAUAUCAAUGGAUGUUCUCAGGCAUGGGGAUUUCUCUUGUAAAUUUCUUCAACCCGUAUUCGGGUAUAUGCUUGAUUGUCAGUCUUUGGGGUGGUACCAACUUGUAUUAUUCUUAAAUAAUGUUGCAUGAUUUCUUCUCAUUAUCUCUUUAUAGAACUCGAGAUAUAUACCAGUGUUCCUUCAAUUCACUACUCUUUCA